AUGAACAUAAGUUUAUUUAAAAUCGAAGAUCUUACUAUUGGUGGAAGUUUUACAAGUUUCUCACAAUCAAAUCCAAUAUUUUUUAAUCUUUCUGGUUCAUCAUCAACAACAUUUCAUUAUAAUAAUAGUUUAACAACAGUUGCAAUUGAUUCUGCCUUAUCAUCCUAUGAUCCAUAUCAACAUCUAACUGAAACAAUUGUUUAUAAAUAUAUAUGUUUAGCUAUAUUUGUCAUUGGUGUAAUUGGAAAUUUACUUAGUGUUCUUGUUUUUAGUCGAGCAUCAUUACGGCAUCGUUCAUGUGCUGUAUAUUUUCUCGCUUUAGCAAUUACUGAUAUAGCAUCACUAAGUGCAUCAUUUAUUGAUACGGUUCUUCCUUCUUAUAAUCAUGUACCAUUGACUGCAAAAUCAUUAUUCAUAUGUAAAUUAAAUCCAUUAAUGGUUUAUUUUACAACAGAUUUAUCCAAUUUUUUAUUAGCUGUUGCAUCCCUUGAUCGAGCUGUAUCAAUUCAAUGUCCACUUACAUCAAAACGUUUUUGUCGUGCACGUAUUGCUAUUUAUAUUAUAAUAAUUAUGUCAAUUAUAUUUCUUUUAAUUAAUGCACAUAUAUUUUGGGGUUUUGAAAUCGUUACUGUUGAAUCACAAGAUCCACCACUUCAAGCAUGUUUACCGUCAAAGACAAAAAUUGUUUAUCAUAAUGAACCAAAUUCAAUAAAUUAUGAUCGUUUUUAUCAAAUAUUUGAUUCAUUAGAUAUGUUAUUUGCUGUUGUUAUUCCAUUUAUUGUUAUGCUAAUAUGUAAUAUAAUUAUUAUAAUACGUGUUUUAACAUCACGACGUUCAAUACGAACAAUAAUGACAACAGCAUUACAUUCAAAAAAACAUCGUAAGAGACAUGAAAAAGAAAAGCAAUUAACUGUGAUGUUACUUGGUAGUGCCGCUGCUUUUUUAGUAUUUACAUUACCAACAGAAAUCAAUGAUACGGUACGUGUAUUCCGUCCAUCAGAUGCAUCACAAAUAAAAGGUGCCAUGGCUUUAAUAACAGCUAUAUUUAUAGCCAUGGGACAAUUAAAUCAUGCUAUUCAUUUUUAUAUUUAUACAUUAACUGGGCGAGUUUUUCGAAAUGAAUUAAUUCAAUUAUUUACUUUACCAAAAAACAAAAAUUUAGUAAAUAGACGAAACAAUACAGAACAAACACUUCUUCAAACAAAAAAUGUUUUAAUUCAAAAUAAUAAUAAUAAUAUUAAUAUAAUUAACAAUCAUAAUGAAGCUCAUGAAUUUUAA
Messenger RNA from Adineta steineri, 1278 nucleotides. Lineage: Eukaryota; Metazoa; Rotifera; Eurotatoria; Adinetida; Adinetidae. The record is from the annotation of a GenBank genome assembly.